Venustampulla echinocandica is the source of this 1239-nucleotide messenger RNA. RefSeq lists its product as uncharacterized. The coding region runs from base 1 to 1239 and encodes 412 amino acids. The transcript has 2 exons. Lineage: Eukaryota; Fungi; Ascomycota; Leotiomycetes; Helotiales; Pleuroascaceae. The record is from RefSeq and is a predicted model, not a curated record.
AUGCACGAGCGUAUGCGCUAUGAUGAUAUCGCCUGGGAGAGAAGUGAGGCACAGUUCGAGGCCUGGUCCAAGAAGUUUUAUCAGGAGGACAUAUUAAGAGAAAUCGGCAACUUUAUGGCCAAACAUCGAGGCGGUGUUCCCAAAGAGCUUUGCUCUCCCGUUGCGGGAGCCUUCAAUGUCUGUCUUCAAAUGAAGUUUGGAGAUGGUGGAUCAGCAAUAAUACGGUUCCCCCAGCCGGGCAAUGUCAGGUUCCCUAAAGAGAAGCUCCUCAAGGAAGUGGCCGUUAUGCGAUAUGUGGCCGAAAAUACCUCGAUACCUGUGCCGUUUGUUCUACACUACGGCAUGGCAGACGAAUCGCCUGCCGGGAUGGGCCCGUUCAUCCUAACGGAGCAUAUUAGACAUGAGCACAAUGUCACAGCUGCGCUCAACACACCCGGUUUCGUCAGAAAAGACCGGCCGAUCCUCAAUCCCCAGAUACCAGAGACAGAGCUUAAAUUCAUCUACAGCCAAAUGGCCGAUGUCCUGCUCCGACUCUCUCAGCCCUCUUUUAGUCAGAUAGGAUCAAUAGGAGAGGACGCUGAAUAUUGUCGACGCAAGUACGUUGCGCGACACCUGUUCCGCAAAUUUGCCAGAGAUGGCCGCCUUUCUAGCGCUCACAGCCUAGAUGCAAACCCUUUCAAACUAUUCUGUGAUGACCUUCGCCCGUCGAAUGUACUUGUAGAUGCUGAUUGCAGGGUCGUUGGUGUUAUAGACUGGGAAUUCUCAUAUGCUGCCCCUGCCGAGUUUACUUACAGCCCUCCCUGGUGGUUGCUUAUUGAAACCCCUGAGAAAUGGCCUAAAGGAGUCUCAGAUUGGGUGAAAGAAUAUGAGCCAAGGCUUAAGACCUUUCUGGAAGAACUUACCGCGAGAGAGGACAUUAUGAUUAGCGACGGAAGUCUGGCAGAAGACCAGCGUUUGUCAGGCCGAAUGAGGGAGAGCUGGGAGUCAGGGGCAUUUUGGAUAAGUUAUGUGGCGCGGAAGAGUUGGGCGUUUGAUAUGAUAUUCUGGGAGCAAAUCAACUCGAGAUUCUUUGGCGACAAUAGUGGGUAUGAGGACAGAGUCAAGCUACUUUCUCAAGAAGAAAGGGAUGGCAUGGAAGAAUUCGUAGAGAGGAAACUGAAUGAUGCUAAGACGCGAGAUUUAGAUGACUGGGAGAAAGAUGAGGCCAACAGGCUCACGUCUGCAUUUAUCUCGACAUAG